AUGUCAACCUCAACAACCCCCCCAACACCCCCCUUCCACCGCCUCCUCUCCUUCUACUCCAACCGCUCCCCCCACCCAGACACCCAAACCAUCCGCCUCCAAGACUCCCUCUCCGGCAACCUAGCCCUCGGUCUCGACUUCCCCGUCGCCCUAGCCAUAGCUCUAGGCCGCCACCUCUGGCUCUCCAACACCACCUUCUUCUCCCUCAACAUCCACGUCCCGUCCGUCCGCGUGACGGAAACGCUGCUCGAGGGUGUGAAGGUAGAGGAGAAGAGGGAUUACUCUUGUGGGGAGAUUGUGGGGCUUGCGAGGGAAGUGGGUGGGUGGAAGAGUGCGUUGGAUGCGGUGGGGUUGUGGGCGCUGGCUGCUGAUGUUGGAACUGGGGCGUUGAGGGGUGCGGAUGUAAGGGCUUUUAAUGAGGGGACUUUGUUGGCCGGGUUGGAGAGGAGGAGGAAGGGAAGGGGGGAUGUGCUGCCUUUGUGGAGGGGGGGUCCGAUUUCCGUUGCGGGCCAUUCGUGGGUUGUGAAGAAGAUGUUUGGCGUUGAUGUCUAUCAGGCGGAUUCCAAAGAUGACUGA
Messenger RNA from Neohortaea acidophila, 576 nucleotides. RefSeq lists its product as uncharacterized. The record is from RefSeq and is a predicted model, not a curated record. The transcript has 2 exons. Lineage: Eukaryota; Fungi; Ascomycota; Dothideomycetes; Mycosphaerellales; Teratosphaeriaceae. The coding region runs from base 1 to 576 and encodes 191 amino acids.